AUGAUGAAAUUAAGAAUUCAUUAUUGAAAGGAACGAUUUCACGUAAACAUCACGACGAUGAUGAUUUGAUUUUGAGUUUUUCGAAUAACCCCAUCUACAAAUGACGUCAUUUGAACAACGGACUGCGGCCUUUGCACACAAGCGUUCUCAAGCCUUCGAGUCCGGAGAGGCGCUCAGUGUGGUGACAAUGUGACCCGUGAGCGUUGUAAAUGUGACUCCGCUCAGUUGUCCUGGUCUAUGUUUAGCUGCUCUAUUUUGAAAUGGAGUCUCCCAUCACAAAGUGAAGCGGUUCCUCUCCGGCGUCUCGACAGCACGUCCGGAAAACCUCCAGCUCCUCCGAUGUUCAUCGCAGCGUCUCCAUGUCGGUGCACAGUCUCGAACGCGCAGAAGACGGAAGUCGCAAAGUGGACUCGGGCGGUGCUGCCAGACUGACGGUGGUUGUGGAGGACGUCCGCUUCUCCGAGGAGAAGGCGCUACUGGUCCGGAGCUGCGACUACUUUGGCGCACUCUAUCGCUCCGGAAUGAAGGAGUGUCGCCAGGAGGAGAUCCGCCUCCAGUGUCUGCCCGCUCGCGGCUUCUUCAUCGCCUUGGCGGUCACGCGAGGCGAGGCGCCCACUUUGGAUGCCGAUGACAUCGUGGAGGCUAUCCAAUGCGCCGCUUUCCUGCAGGCGGCGCCACUCACCGGGCACCUGGUGGAGCUGGUCGACUCCGACAACUGCUUGCUCAUGCUCCACACCGCCUCCACCUUCGGCCUCCUGGAACUCUACCGUGCCGCCGGGCUGUACAUUCGGGAUAUGUACGCCGACAUAGAGGCAGAGGUCCGGCGGACUCUGCCGCCGGAACUGAUUUCCUUCGUGGAGUCACUGAGCCCGAGCGCUUUCGUGGCCGUCGGCGCCCACGUCAGCUGCGUCGAAAGCGAAAGCGUCCACGCCACCUCCAGGACGGUCUGCUACCUGGAUGAAACGGGCAACGCGUGGAAAACUCUGACCGACCUCCCUCCGGAGGCCAGCACCUCCAUGGCAGGCGUGACCGUCCUGGACAACAAGCUCUACGUGGUGGGCGGCGUCCGCGGCGUCCGCAGGGACGUGGUGGACGCGUGCUUCCGCUACGACGCGGACGAGAAUCUCUGGAGCCAGCUGGCAGGUCCGGCGCAACCGCGCUUCAACUUCAGCCUCCUGGGACGAGACGGCCGCCUCUACGCCAUGGGAGGAGAGUACCAGCGGACGGUGAUGUCAUCUGUGGAAACGCUGGAGGUCCGGAGCGGCGGGUGGAAGUUCGCCGCGCACCUGCCGAAGCCGGCGGCGGGGGCGGCGUGCGCCAAAGCCACGGGGAGGAUUUUCGUUUGCUUGUGGAGACCGAUGGAGACGACCGAGAUCCACGAGUACGUCCCGAGCGCGGACGAGUGGCGUUUGGUCGCCAGCCUCAUCCGCCAUCAGAGCUACGGCCACUGCAUGGUGGGCCACAGGGACAAUCUGUACGUGAUGCGCAACGGGCCGUCGGACGACUUCCUGAGGUGCAUGAUGGACUGUUACAACCUGAGCACGGGCCAGUGGACCUCCCUGCCGGGACACUUUGCCAACAGCAAGGGUUCGCUCUUCACCGCCGUGGUUCGGAGCGACUCGGUCUUCACGCUCAACCGGAGCGCCACGCUGGAGUACGUGGUCCACGGGAAGACCUGGAAACCCCGACGGCAGAUGAAAGGGUUCCGGAGUGGAUCGCUGUGGACGUUCUUGCUCAGGCUACCGGCGGUCGGAAUCCCUCAGACAAAUGAUUGACCAGUUCUUUGGUCUUCCUGGGAACUGGGACACCACCGAUUAUUUGAGGGCGGGGGGAUGUUGUGAACGACUUCCCACAGGAAACCCCUCAGCCGAGGUCUCCCAAGUGGGGACGUUUCUGCGCUGGCUACCC
Messenger RNA from Hippocampus zosterae (dwarf seahorse), 1908 nucleotides. Its product is annotated as kelch repeat and BTB domain-containing protein 13-like. Gene Ontology annotation, molecular function: protein binding. The record is from RefSeq and is a predicted model, not a curated record. Lineage: Eukaryota; Metazoa; Chordata; Actinopteri; Syngnathiformes; Syngnathidae.